Molecule: messenger RNA, 2985 nt
Organism: Ictalurus furcatus (blue catfish)
Lineage: Eukaryota; Metazoa; Chordata; Actinopteri; Siluriformes; Ictaluridae
Gene: mylk4b
Product: myosin light chain kinase family, member 4b
Exons: 13
Coding region: 749-2593 (614 amino acids)
Biological process (GO): intracellular signal transduction; positive regulation of apoptotic process; protein phosphorylation
Cellular component (GO): cytoplasm; nucleus
Molecular function (GO): ATP binding; protein serine/threonine kinase activity
Source: RefSeq, a predicted model, not a curated record
GUGUGUGUGUGUGUGUGUUUAGUUUUGGAACUGCUGAAGUAAGAGUGUUAAAGAUCUCGGUUGUAUUAGCAGCUCUCUCCUGAUAUCAUAUGAUACCUGGCCUUGGUACCCAAGAUAUCCUAUAUAAUUAAGUACUAGAAAAAGAACCCAAAUGUUUGCUUUGGAUUUUGGCUGCUCCACGAUGACUAAUGUUCUCUGAGUGUGUGCCAUCAGUAUUUGUGAAUUAGAUUUUCACUUCGGCCUCUAGUUUGAGUGCUCUAACCUGUACUCCUUGGCAUUUAUAGACACAUAAUUCAACGAAAGCGUCCUGAUCGACAGAUUCCUGAUUGAUCCAUGUCAAAAAUUUGUCUGUGUGUGUGUGUGUGUGUGUGUGCAGGCAUUUGCAUGUGUGAAUGUAAGUGCAAAUGUGCAAGUGUGAAGGAAUGACUAAGCACAUUAAGUGCUGUGCCUAACGUUAAAGGAUACACUGGGUCCUCUUCACCACCUUGCGUUCCCUCGGAGCCGGAGUUCCACCUGUUUGACACUUGUCUCCAUGACUGCCACAUACUCUGCUCCAUAUAGAGAGGAGGACUGAGGGGGGUCACUUCAGUCUCCCUUUCAAAAUCUGUGGCUUGGCCAAUCCGUUGAUGUCAACAACCAGACUACUGUUAACGAAGAGCUGAAAAAGUGGGAGAUAGGGAUACAUAGGGAAUUAAAAGUGCCAUUCCAGUAGUGUCUGAGCCCAGACGGAGGCUCAGACUUGGGCCCCAUGUUUGUGACAUUGGUUACCAUGGAGAACUUCGUGUGCGAUAAGGAUGUUUGGAUUGUGGGUAGUGUGUGCUUAGUUGCGUCCAUUUUAUGGAGGAAGUUUUGGAGUUUAUUCACCCACAAGAGGAAACGAGAUAAAUCAACAGGAAGCACAUCACUUUACUCGCAGCUGAAAGAGAAGGAAUGCAAGGAGAAGCCAAGCGUGUGCUUAAAGGUGUUGACAUCACAGAAGAAGAAGAAACCUCCAGAUGUAACAGGUGCAGCCCAGGAUGACUUGGAAAAGGUGCAAAUGCUCAAUCAACAGAACACCAGCCUUUCCCAUGGCAGUGCUGAAGCUGACACUAGCAAAACAGGACUUCUGGACUUUAUUCAAAAUGAGAAAGAAGCACAAACUGAGAAGGAGAGUGAUAAAGAAGAGCUGCAGGCAGAGAAGGAAAAAGAGGGCAGUAAGGAAGAUAAAGAUAUUCUCACAGAAUCCAGGUUGAAUGAGGAAACAGAGACAAACAAAGAGGAAAUGAAUCAGAGAAUAGAAAGAGAAGAUGGCUUGAGUGUUCCAGAGGCGCCAUCUUUACUCCUAUCAACCUGUGAGUUUAGUCAAGACCAUGCGGUCCCUCAGGAAAGCAAUGAUGAACACAUGGAGUUGAUCGCCCAUACUAAGAGACGAGUCGAGAAUCUGGAGAAAGAUGACCUCAAGAAAAGCCGAGUGGAGGAAAGGUCAGAGGAGGUGGAACAAAGUGAGGAAGAAAAGAAGCCUGGAGUGGGAGCAUCAGAUGUGGAGCCAGAGAAACCUGAGGAGGAGAGGGAAGAAGUAGAACCAGUGCCUGAAGAGUACAUCUUAGGUAUAAGAUGUGCUACAGUGAUCUCGGACUGUUUAUUUGGACAGUUCUCUUAUUUCUCCUUUUUGCUCUGUCCUCCAGAUUGCUCGCCUCCUCCUCCAGCACCCUUUGAGCACCGUUUGGUGACAACCAAAACCCAACAGAUAGCUACCUAUUACACCGUCAACAGAGAGGAAGUGCUUGGAGGUGGGCGCUUUGGAAUGGUCCAUAAGUGUGUGGAGAAUACCUCUGGCCUCACACUGGCUGCCAAGAUCAUCAAAACCAGGAAUCAGAAGGAGAAGGAAGUGGUGAAAAGUGAGAUCGAGGUUAUGAAUCAGCUGAACCAUGCUAGCCUCAUCCAGCUCUAUGCUGCUUAUGAGUCUCGUAAUGAUAUCACGCUCAUCAUGGAGUAUGUCGAGGGAGGAGAAUUAUUUGACCGCAUCAUCGAUGAGAAUUACAAUUUGACCGAAUUGGACACGGUGUUGUUAAUCAGACAGAUCACAGAGGGGCUGCAGUACAUGCACAAGAUGUACAUACUGCACCUUGACUUGAAGCCGGAAAAUAUACUGUGUGUGAGUCGAGAAACAAAUAAAAUCAAGAUCAUCGACUUCGGUCUGGCCAGAAGAUAUAAACCAAGGGAGAAGCUCCGAGUGAAUUUUGGCACUCCUGAGUUCCUUGCACCUGAGGUGAUCAACUAUGAGUUUGUCUCCUUCCCAACAGAUAUGUGGAGCUUAGGAGUCAUUACCUACAUGCUGCUAAGCGGUCUCUCUCCUUUCCUGGGUGAUGAUGACAAUGAGACGCUGAAUAACAUCCUAGAAUGUAAGUGGAACUUUGAAGAGGCUGAGUUUGCAGAUAUCUCUGAAGAAGCCAAAGACUUCAUAACAUGCCUGCUCAUUAAGAGCAAGAGUUGGCGGAUGAGUGCAUCUCAGUCACUGAAACAUCCCUGGCUGUCUGACCGAUCACUUCACUAUCGACUGCAUCAGAAAAGGAACAAGUGCCACUCCACACGAGCUCCUACGCCAGAGAGCUAGAACAGAGAAAACAUCUUUACCCACGUGAAGAACUGGACCAACAACACUGCACCUGAAAGGACACCAGCUGCUAUACAACAAUGAAUAUCCAUUUCAUAACCUCUAUAAGUAGGCUACAACACAAUACUAAUUCUCCUGUUACUGAACAACAGGAGGUACGGUAGUGUUACAGUCCUCCGCUUGCUGCAUACAGCAGACAGUACGCACAACUCUGCUGUUAUACCCAAUUCACCUUAUACUAAACAAGUCUUAUUUCUGUGGUACUGUUUAUUUUGUCAUUUGAUAUUUAUACUGGCAUAAAAAUGAUUACUUGUUUUUACUAUAUCAUGAUAUAACAAUGACUGUCGACUUGAUAUGCUUGAAUACAUGAUUACUUUCACUCCAUAUCACAA